GAAUCACUUGGCCCAAUCAACAAAGAAUCAGGUAAGCGGCAUGUGCAUUCGCGAAAUGUCCUGGUAUCGAGUCGGAAUCAAAAUGAAGGGAAUGUGGUAGAAAAUGAACAUGUGGAGAAUGAGGAGAUGGAGCAAGAAGGGAGUGCCAGCAGUUAUGCACACAGAGUUGGACACAUCUUAUAUCAGCAGGCACCCUC
Oldenlandia corymbosa var. corymbosa is the source of this 197-nucleotide messenger RNA. The record is from the annotation of a GenBank genome assembly. NCBI's taxonomy places the organism in Eukaryota, Viridiplantae, Streptophyta, Magnoliopsida, Gentianales, Rubiaceae.